AUGGUUGCCUUCAAGUACUCUGUCCUGGCCGCGCUGGCUCUGCGCGUCGCCUCCGUCUUCGCCCAGGCCGACACCUCUCCUCUCGAUGAUAAUGCCGCCAGCCCUCCCGACGUCGAACUCAAGGCCGACAUCAUUACCACCUUCCCCGACACAGACAUCUUCGGUGUCAAGCUUGUCAACGGUCGUCCCACCAAGGCUGUCGUCGACAUCACCAACAAUGAGAAGGCGCCCAUCACUGUUGCGUUCAUGGGAGGCCAGCUCUUCCACACCAAGGAGCUCUCCCCCGAGUCCCAGCCCAGCGAUGCCAUCAUCCGCAACCUGAGCACCGUCCGUUACGAUGCGACCAUUGCUCCCGGCGAGAAGCAGUCCCUGCCGUUCUCCUUCGUCCUCGACAUGCACCCUCAGGAGACUCGCCUCCAGAUCGUCGGUGUCGUCACCAACCAGGAGAACCGCAUCUUCCAGGUCGAGGCCUACAACGGCAUUGUCGACAUUGUUGAUGCUCCUGCCAGCAUCUUUGACCCUCAAAUCAUCUUCCUCUACCUCUUCCUGACGGCUGCCUUCGGUGGCGUUUCCUACUUCGUUUACAAGACCUACAUCGAGGCAUUCUUCCCCAAGGCCAAGAAGCCCCGUGCCGCCCCCGUCAAGAAGGAGAAGGCGAUCGAGCGCGAGCCCCUGGUUGGUGACGCCGGUACUGGUGGUGGUUUUGACGAGACCUGGAUCCCCAAGGACCACCUCAACCGCCCCGUCGCCAGACGCGUCAAGAGCAGCGCCAGUGCCAGCGCCAAGAAGCGGGCCGACUAG
Messenger RNA from Microdochium trichocladiopsis, 801 nucleotides. RefSeq lists its product as uncharacterized. Lineage: Eukaryota; Fungi; Ascomycota; Sordariomycetes; Xylariales; Microdochiaceae. The transcript has 3 exons. The record is from RefSeq and is a predicted model, not a curated record. Gene Ontology annotation, cellular component: endoplasmic reticulum; endoplasmic reticulum membrane. The coding region runs from base 1 to 801 and encodes 266 amino acids.